AUGGAUCAGCCCGCAUUCCGAAUCCGAAAGCGCACUCCACAAGCAUGUAGACGCUGUCGCCGUCGGAAACAACGAUGCAUCGGGUUUCCGACCUGUGCAAACUGCGAGGCUGCAAACUUGCCUUGCGCAAGAUCAGAGACUGAGCGACCCGAGAGCGCACCGGAAAGAUACCACGGCAUGUCGAAGGAUGCGCUGUUCAGCAGAAUUGAGACUCUAGAGGCUCAGCUGAGCGCUAUGUCAGGGGCCAAUUCAGCUCCAUGUACAGCUGAAAACAACCCAGGGCACUACUUUUCAGGAAAUGGCCAGUUUUCCGAUGUGGUGGACUGCUUGACAUUGGGACAUGUUGUAGGCAAUGAGCCAGCACAUCUCGGCCCCUCAUCAGGAAAGAUGAUCGCAACGAGCUUGGACCUGAUGAUGAAAGAUGCUGUUUGGAUGAAUGCUCUGUCAGAUGCGAGUAGCCGGGAACAGUGGCAUGGGCCCCGUCGAAAUUCUACCCGGCAGAACCGUAUAGGCCCUCCAACAGAUAUAGAAGGGUCGAAAUUCAUCCAGGCCUAUUUCGGAAACCUGCAUCAACUAUUCCCUUUUCUAGACCGGACCGAGAUAUUCCUGUUACAUACGAAGAGAAACCAACUGCUUGAGCCUAAUUCGACGAAAAGAUGGGAAGCAUUCAAGCUCUUCACGGUAUAUGCCAUUGGAUCAGCCAUGCAGAAGGCCCCAGACCGAUACAACUCCGCCGCCCCUGAGGACCUCUUCCGGAUUGCCUUGAAUUUCAAAGACCCUGUCUUGCAAUCUCGUUCCAUUCGAAAUAUCGAGGGAAUGAUAUUGCUCAUCAUUUACAAUUUGCGUUCGACAUCCAGCUCCACAAUAUGGUAUUUGAUUGGGCUCGCAAUGAGAACUGCAAUCGAUCUAGGGUUGCACAGAGAGAUCAAUUAUCUCAACCUCAAAUACUGCGAGUCUCAAGCAAGGCGCAGAAUGUUUUGGAGUGUUUAUGUACUCGAUCGCCAUAUCGCAUGGUCUCUCGGGCGGCCCUUCAAUAUCGCAGAUCAUGAUAUCGAUGUCGACCUCCCAGUCAAUUUUGAGAAACCUUUUCAAGCUUCUCCUGUUGACCAGCUGACAAAUUCUGAGGAGGAAAGCCUCACAAAGAGCCUCGGCCCCUUUGUUCCUUCUAUCAGAUUGGCCCGGUUAAGAUCACAAAUUCAUAACAAAAUCUACCGUGUCGACAAAGAUAUUUCUGGAUUGCUCCCCAUGGUUCCUUCAUUGCUGUCCUCUCUUGAAGACUACGAAAGGUCAUUGCCUUCUAGUCUCUCGCAGGCUGACAACGAGUGGAUCCAUAUGCACUGGAAUAAUGGUAUUCGGAUGAUUCUCCAACCGUUCCUGAAGGAGCUUCCUCCAGACCAUGAUUUGGUUCGCGUUUGCAUGAGAGCUUCGGGUCAGAUGUGUCAACUCUUCAAGAAAUUGCGCCAGAAAGACUACCUUGGCUGGGGCUAUAUCCUAGUCAACUUCAUGUUUAUGGCCGGGCUUACAAUGUGGUGGGUAUGUGUUCCAAUGUGA
Messenger RNA from Penicillium riverlandense, 1551 nucleotides. Its product is annotated as fungal specific transcription factor domain-containing protein. The record is from RefSeq and is a predicted model, not a curated record. Gene Ontology annotation, biological process: DNA-templated transcription; positive regulation of transcription by RNA polymerase II. The transcript has a single exon. Bases 1 to 1551 code for a protein of 516 amino acids. Gene Ontology annotation, molecular function: zinc ion binding; DNA-binding transcription factor activity, RNA polymerase II-specific; sequence-specific DNA binding. Lineage: Eukaryota; Fungi; Ascomycota; Eurotiomycetes; Eurotiales; Aspergillaceae.